Coccidioides posadasii C735 delta SOWgp is the source of this 4818-nucleotide messenger RNA. RefSeq lists its product as uncharacterized. Gene Ontology annotation, molecular function: UDP-glucose:glycoprotein glucosyltransferase activity. NCBI's taxonomy places the organism in Eukaryota, Fungi, Ascomycota, Eurotiomycetes, Onygenales, Onygenaceae. The record is from RefSeq and is a predicted model, not a curated record. Gene Ontology annotation, cellular component: endoplasmic reticulum.
CGCUGUCGGAAGCGCGAUUUUAGGAAGUGUGGCGGGCUAGGUAGCUUACAACACAUUCCGUCACUUCAAUUACGAACACUAGGUCUCUUAUCGAAUAUGAAUUGUCCCUCAAAAUCAGUGAAUGUUGUGCCCUUCUGAUCUCGCGGGCUUAUCAAACUUGCUCCUGGUGAGCCCAACUUGAGCUUUGUCCUAGCUACCUAUGAAAUAAGUCUGGACGUAGACGACACUGGCACAUUAUGCCAUUUAAGGCAGCCUCGUUACCAUGGCAAUUGGGCCUCUUUCUGGGAGCGCUAUUGCUUCCCCCUGCUGUCCAGGCAAGCCGUUCGGUGAACGUGGCCUUGAGCGCUUCGUUUAGCUCUCCACCGUAUCUUCUGGAGUUAUUGGAGACAGCCGCCGAAGAAAACUCCACCAGCUAUUUCCCCCUCCUUGACCGUAUCGCAGACGGAGCCUUUGCGGAAUCUCGGACGGAUAAGGACUUAUACGACCAAUUUCUACGUGUCUUGCGGGAUGAAGGACAUAUACGUGAUCCGGAUGCGUUGUCGUCGUUUAAGCUCGCCAUGUCGCUUCGCUCGACGGCACCAAGAAUACAAGCACAUUACCAGUACUAUAAUACCUCUGUAGAGCAAUCGUUGAUGGUCGUUCAGGAUGCGGUGUGUCAGGUCUGGGCGCAUUAUGGUGGAGAGCAGCAUUGCUCGCCGAGCUUGAAGCAUGCACAGCAAAGUGUUUCUGGAGACCAGGAUGAUCAUGUUUUACCUUUUGAUCGUGUGCUCGGCCGUGGUGAUCAACCGCUGGUUCUGUAUGCUGAUAUCUCCUCUCCUCUGUUUGGUGAUUUUCAUAAGGAGUUAAGCAAAAGGGCUGUGGAGGGAGAGUUUUCCUACAGAGUGCGAUACCGUCCCUCUUCGUUGGGCCAUGCCAACCGGCUCUUUGUGAGUGGCUAUGGCGUCGAACUCGCCUUGAAACGGACGGAUUAUAUUGUAAUCGAUGAUCGAGAUGCGGAGCAGAGUAGUUCUAGCUCGAGUUCAAGCUCAGAGAAAGCGAAGGCUACGCACGGAACCGCUAAGGACUUGAAGGAAGAGUCUCCGGCUGACUUGAAGCCUUUGUCUGCAUCGGAAGUCUCGACACUUGGAAUCAAUGCCGCCAGUUUUAUUAUGAACAGCGAGGAUCCGUUCGAGACGCUGUUGAAGCUAUCUCAGGAUUUCCCCCGUCACUCCUCUAUUAUUGCGAAUACCAACGCUACUAUUGAAUUUCUUGUUGAAUUGGCGAAUAACCAGGCACAUAUGCUCCCCGCCGGCUAUAACGUCAUGUGGAUCAACGGCGUUCAAUUGGAUCCUCGCCGAACUAAUGCAUUCUCACUGCUGAACCAUUUACGCUAUGAACGGAAGGUGAUUAACAAUUUUCGUGAGCUUGACCUAUCUGCUGGGGAUGUCGUGAGAUUACUCGCUCAUCCGGUCGUCGCGAGAUCUCAGGCGAUUGAGGAAGCCCCACGGUACGACUACAGGGACGAGACAGAAGGUGGGGGUGUGAUUAUCUGGCUCAAUGACCUGGAGAAGGAUAGGAGAUAUUCGAACUGGUCUCGUGGAUUGGCUGCGCUUCUUCAGCGAACGUAUCCAGGUCAAUUCCCUCAAGCCCGCCGCGAUGUUAAUAAUGUAAUCGUUCUUUUAAACUUGGCCGAUCGGACAGACCUACGGAUGCUUGUGUCGCAGCUUCAAAUGUUUAUUACUAGAAAGAUACCUAUUAGAUUUGGGAUGGUUCCCACAUUACCGGAUGAAGCGUCCAUGCAGCAGAUCAGGGUUGCAUCUUACUUGCACCAAACAUAUGGUUUGAAAACUCUUUUGACAUACUUUGAAAAUGCAUUGGAGGGGGCCAAGAGUCAGAUAGUCUGGCCGAGCAAGGACAGCUUCAACGCUGCGGUUCAAGACCGUGAACAUCACGCGGACCGACCUAAGUUGACUUUUGAGGAAAUCUUAUCCUCUGAUCACUUCGAACCAAUUAUCACAAAAACAAAGGCGUACCUAAAAAGAUUAUCUUCUGAUGGCCCGAACCCGCCGAUGUUCGUGAAUGGAGCUAUAAUUCCUCGGGAUGAACACUGGAUGCAACCUUUGGUUACCAGAUUAGCCCAGGAUUUGGAGGAGAUACAACAAGCAAUUUAUGGGGGGCUUUAUGAUGACGAUUCCUGGCUUCCCAUUCAUUUCCUUGAUGGAGCUGUGUUGACCCGGAAUCCGUUGAUCAUACCAGAGGACCCUGGUGCAGUCCAAAUCCGGGACUUACACGCCGCAUUUAAGAGCCGUCGAUCCGCAUUUGAUGCCCUUCCGCGGAUUAGAGCAUCUAGCGAUUCGAAUUUGGAGAAUUGGAGCAGCUUGAUAUUGAUUGCCGAUUUUGACAGCGAAGGUGGAAUAAAACAGUUGGGUUCCGUGCUUGAGUUUCGUGAAAAGAAUCCGGGGAUUGAAGUCCUUCUUCUCCACGAUUCCCACCUAGAUUUUUCUGGUCGUGUUUCGGCUGAACUUUUCAAUCUUAUGAAAGAGAGCCGGGAUGUGGAUGUGUCUGCGCUAAAAUCCAUUUUAGAGGUUGGCUCUGAACGACUCCUCACCCAAGAACCUGACGUGGAGCGGCGUCGCAAUUAUUUUUCGUCUUUCUCACCGCUGGCGAGAGAGCUAGGAAGCAACCAAGGUGGUGUUGACAUUGUGUUCAAUGGAAGGCUUAUUGGCCCAAUUCCCUCUUCAUCACUUUUUGGUGUCCAAGAAUUGGAACAACUUCUAGCUUAUGAGCGACAGAGGCGGCUAGAACCACUUUUCGGAGCCGUUAAAUCGUUGGAGCUCAAGGAUGUGGUCGACGGUCCGUUUAAACUUGCGAGGUUGACCUCUCUUGUUGCCCGUUCCACGAAACUAGAUAUUCCAGAGGAUAUCUACGAUAGCGGGCCCGCCUUACGCACCAACUCUUACGAAAAGUGGAGUACGGAGCACUCCGGCUUUAUGUUAUCUCACGCAGACGAUCCUGUGAUCCAAGUCGUUGCUGUCAUUGAUCCUGCAUCGGAAGCCGCCCAGCGCUAUAUUCCUAUCCUGAAGGUCCUCUCUAAACUUUCAGGAGUUUCGGUGAAAGUAAUCCUCAGUCCAAUCCAGCCAUUGAAAGAAUUGCCUAUCAAGCGGUUCUAUCGACAAGUUUUCGAAUCGGAGCCAUCGUUCAACGAUGAUGGUUCCUUGCGGAGACCGGAGGCAUCUUUUACAAGUAUACCGGAAGAUGCACUCUUAACGUUAGGCAUGGACGUCGCUCCGUCUUGGUUGGUUGCACCAAAAGAGUCCGUUUAUGACCUGGAUAAUAUAAAACUAAGCUCCCUGAGGGAGGGUGCAAAUGUUGACGCUGUAUAUGAACUCGAGCACAUUUUGAUCGAGGGACACUCAAGAGAUGUGACACAUGGAAGCCCUCCUCGAGGGGUUCAACUUCUCCUGGGAACGGAGAAAACCCCACAUUUUGCCGAUACAAUCAUCAUGGCGAACUUGGGUUACUUCCAAUUCAAGGCCCAGCCUGGAUGUUGGCGAAUUACCUUGAAGCCAGGACCAAGCGAACGCAUUUACCAGUUGGAUAGUGUUGGUGGUAUGGGGUAUGUUCCGAAGCCUGGCGAUGAGACAAACGAGGUUGCCUUGUUGUCCUUCCAGGGCACAACUCUUUUCCCACGACUAUCGCGGAAGCCCGGCCACGAAGAGGACGACGUUCUGGAAGCCGGGUCGAAAGCGGGAUCUGUUAAAAAUUACUUUUCAAAAGGUCUCAACUUUGCGUCUGAUGUGAUUUCUAGCAUAACUGGGUCACAGAAAGAGAAGCACGCAGAUAUAAACAUCUUUUCAGUCGCCAGCGGUCACUUGUACGAGCGAAUGUUGAAUAUUAUGAUGGUGUCGGUAAUGCGGCAUACGAAGCACUCGGUCAAGUUUUGGUUCAUUGAGCAGUUCCUGUCACCGUCAUUCAAAUCUUUUCUCCCACAUUUGGCGAAGGAAUAUGGAUUCUCGUACGAAAUGGUUACCUAUAAGUGGCCUCAUUGGCUUCGUUCACAACGGGAGAAGCAGCGAGAGAUUUGGGGCUAUAAGAUAUUGUUUUUGGAUGUGCUCUUCCCACUUUCUCUGGAUAAAGUUAUUUUCGUGGAUGCAGACCAAAUUGUCCGGACAGACAUGUACGACCUAAUCACUAUGGAUCUCGACGGGGCACCAUACGGGUUCACACCCAUGUGCGACUCGCGGACAGAAAUGGAAGGCUUCCGCUUCUGGAAGCAAGGUUACUGGAAGAAGUUCCUCAAAGGCCUUCCAUACCACAUCUCUGCACUCUACGUGGUUGAUCUCAACCGUUUCCGUGAACUCGCUGCUGGUGACCGGCUCCGAGGACAGUAUCAAUCUCUCUCAGCUGAUCCAAACAGCCUAGCCAAUCUGGACCAGGACCUACCGAACCAUAUGCAGCAUGCUAUUCCGAUCAAGAGUCUGUCGCAGGACUGGCUAUGGUGUGAAACAUGGUGCUCAGAUGAGGCAUUGAAGACGGCAAGAACAAUUGAUUUGUGUAAUAAUCCGAUGACGAAGGAGCCAAAGUUGGAGAGGGCGAGGAGACAGGUGCCGGAGUGGACGGAAUACGAUGACGAGAUUGCGGAAUUGGGGAGAAGGGUUGCAAGGGAGCAGGGGCAGGCAGGGGAUGAGAAGAAUGAGAAAAUGAGGGAGAGAGAUGAGUUGUAGACUUGACUUUAUUGGCCUGUAUGUUAAUAGAUGUUUGGUUUAUGCUCUUUGGUUGUUCGAUUUAGGAUUGCAUAGAAAGUUUCUAUUCCAUUGAGAGUUGGCACCUCUUUUUAUG